ACGUGCAGCACUAAGUGCGGUGUAUCUGAAUGACGAGCCAAUGAAUAGAGGACGUAUAAAUACACGUGCAUUUGGCGUCAAUACGUGUUACACAAACAAACACACAAGAUGAUCGCCGGGAUUCUCUCAGUCUUCGUUGGGGUUUGUCUUUUAGUGUACGGGACGUCUGGAUUUGAGUGCUGCAUAGCCCAUUAUGGAGAUCCUCUAGUCCAGGACAAUGACGCGAUGUGGUGUGCGGAUUACUGCUGUCACGUGCCCACCAUGUACUACUGUUGUGAUGAUAUACUUCUCCAGGCGGACAGCUCGGACCGAGAGGGUACAUGCGCCGACUACUUUCACCAGCAUAUUUGGGUACCUAUCCUUAUCGCAAUUGCUUGUGCCGCAGCGAUCAUUGCCUGUUGCUGCUGCUGCUAUUGCUGUUGUUGUAGACAGGGCCAAAGAGGCGGUGGCACCGUUUUCAUCCCCAACACCGGAUCUGCUCCGAAUGUGACGGUAGUGAACUCGUCAACAAACAGUAUGCAGAGCUCUACCAACAGUAUGCCGAGCAUGUAUGUGCCACCUCCAACGGACCCCUACCGCGCAGGAUACGAACAGGGCAAACAGUACUGAACCAGCAAUACACUUCACAUGUGAUCUUAUCGACCUGCCACUAACACUCUGUGAUAUCUUAUAUAAUUUAAACACUUUUUAUUUCGAAAAUACAGAUCCAACAUGACUUAGUACGAUUGAAAUGAUUUGACAACAACAUAGUUUGUUUCCGAGAUAUCAGGCGGUAGGGCGAAACGUUUUAUUUUAAAGAGUUUUAUUCAAAAGCAUUUCAAUUGACAUGAAUAUAAAGCUGUGUAUUGAUCAAUUUUUGAAAGAGGGCCAAGCAUCUUGUAUUUAAAAUGAUCACCAAAUCCAAGAUGGCUGCCAUUUUUAAAUCUAGCAAUACAUAAUGUGUGACAAAGUUAUUGUGAAUCAGGGGAUGUUGAAAAGUAACUACUAUAACAUCGAUGGGCUGAUUUUGCUUAUCAUGGGCGCCAGGGCUUUUUUAUGAGUAAGAACGUAAGCAAGUUCCAAACAACGUUGUCAGGUAGGUUUUGUCUUAAACAUUUUAACGGAACCUAAGAUUGUUUUAAGGCUUAUAUAUCCCGUUUAAAUUUGAUAAGAUCGGCUCACGUAUUAAUUAAGAGUUGUGAAAACGGUUAGUAUUGGAUUCCAAUCUACCAGCCACUGUUCAUGAUUGCGUAAAGGAAACCGCAUUUAUGUUGGUUUAUUUUACUGAUGAAAGUGGAUUCUGUCUAGUUCUUUAUUUAACGUGACCAAGUAAGAGGUAAUUGUGGGAACUAAUGUAUUACCUUAAAUGGAACAAAAAGCAGACAGCGAGAUAAUUUUGCAUGGAAUAAUCAAAGUUAGAGAAUGCUGAGUAUUCAAAAUAUUUACCUUUUGCUUCUAGUAAAUAUAUAGAGCAACGGUUUUAUCAAUGUUAAAUGCAGACUAUUUUUAUUUAUUUUAUUUCUUUUUUUCGCAAUUUUAUAAAAUAUACCAAAAUGCGAAAUCAAUAAUUACCUGAUGAUUGAAAGGGUAAUUGUUUCCCUUUAAUCGUAGCGUAAAUUGCUUCGAUGUACAUGUAGAUCAGUUUUGUUGAAUUAAUCAGAUAUGUUUUAAAUCAUACCAUUUUUUUUUACAUGUGCAGAUAUUUUAAAGUGCCAUUUAGUGCAUCAAUUCGUAUGAUUUGAUUAGUAUUAUUAAUAUUCAAUAACAGCUUGUUGAAUGCUUCUCACUUUCCAGUUUGAGCAUUAAAUUGUUAGGAUUAAUAGUCGUGUAUGUGUGUUUAUUUUAGUGUAAUUAUAAUAAAAUCCUCUAUUCUUUC
This is a messenger RNA of Mizuhopecten yessoensis (Yesso scallop), 1855 nucleotides long. RefSeq lists its product as uncharacterized. Lineage: Eukaryota; Metazoa; Mollusca; Bivalvia; Pectinida; Pectinidae. The coding region runs from base 109 to 609 and encodes 166 amino acids. The record is from RefSeq and is a predicted model, not a curated record. The transcript is spliced from 5 exons.